Ostrinia furnacalis (Asian corn borer) is the source of this 2367-nucleotide messenger RNA. RefSeq names its product Mahogunin ring finger 1 (gene Mrgn1). Gene Ontology annotation, molecular function: ubiquitin protein ligase activity. Gene Ontology annotation, biological process: protein ubiquitination. The record is from RefSeq and is a predicted model, not a curated record. Gene Ontology annotation, cellular component: cytoplasm. The transcript has 15 exons. Bases 125 to 2179 code for a protein of 684 amino acids. Lineage: Eukaryota; Metazoa; Arthropoda; Insecta; Lepidoptera; Crambidae.
ACUGUCAGUGUCAAAUCUGCUUGUCAAUUCAGAUUUUGUCUGUGUGCUGUGUUGUGUUUGCUUGUAAAUUAAUUUGCAAAUUUCCCCAAAAUAUUCCAGAUUUGUGGUGGAAAUUAAAGAAGUGAUGGGUGCCUUGACCAGCAGACAAAAUGCUGGAGUAGAAGAAGCAGACGUGGUCUCUAAUCACGCGUACAAAUAUCCUCCAAGAUCGGGGAAUUAUUUUGGAAGUCAUUUCAUUAUGGGCGGUGAAAGAUUUGAUACUCCUCAACCUGAGGCUUACUUAUUUGGAGAAAAUGCUGAUCUCAACUUUCUUGGCAGCAGACCUACUCCAUUCCCAUAUCCACCACCUCAGUCUAAUGAGCCCACAAAAACGUUGAAGAGUUCAAUUAACAUCCGGAAAGAAUCUCUAAGAUUUGUUCGUUGUCCUGAACCAGUGGGAAAGAUAGCCGACUCAAAUAAAAUUGGAGAUGGGCCAUUGAAGUCCUUGGAUAAUCACGGGAAGGGGACAUACUACAACAUUGAAUUUACAUUUGACUGCGAUGCAAGAUGUGCUAUAACUAUAUUCUAUUUUUGCACCGAGGAAGUGACCCCAGCUGGAGUUGUUUACUACCCUCGCGAUCCGUCCAUGACGUCCCAGACGUACCACUACAAGAAGGGAGCCAACCAGCAGUUCUGCCAAAUCUCCCAUGUGUUUGAUCCCUCAAAGUAUCCCGAGGAGGACCUCUCGUACAAUGCAGACCGGGAAAUAAUCCCCAUUGCCAUUUACUGUGUUGUUGAUGAAGGACAAGAUGAAAUUCGCCAAUCUCAUACCACCAUAGCAGUGGUGGAGAAGCACUCUGACGGCACUUAUGUGUUGAAGGCCUUGAAACAGAAACUUUUUGUGGACGGUCUGUGUUACUUGCUUCAGGAAAUCUAUGGAAUCGAAAACAAGAAUCUUGACAGUAAGCCAACGUCUGACGAGGAGACCGAAGACGGCGGAUCAGAGUGCGUGAUCUGCAUGUGCGACGUGCGCGACACGCUGAUCCUGCCGUGCCGCCACCUGUGCCUGUGCAACUCGUGCGCCGACUCGCUGCGCUACCAGGCCAACAACUGCCCCAUCUGCCGCGCGCCCUUCCGCGCCCUGCUUCAGAUCCGCGCCCUGCAGCGCGUGGCGUCCUCGCCCGCCGUGCCGCUGCCCGCGGCUAGUCCACCUGACGGCAGCAUGGAGAACAUCCCGGCGGGCUACGAGCCGGUGUCGCUGCUGGAGGCGCUGAACGGGCCGCACCCCGCGCGCGCCCUGCCCGCGCCGCGGCCCGCGCCCGCCAUCGCCAGCCCCGACACCGACACCGCCUCGCAGGCGGCGGAGAUCCUGAACCGCUGCAACCUGGAGCGCAGCUCGUCCACCAGCCUGGGCAGCAGCGGCAGCCGCAAGCGCUCCGCCUCCAAGGACGAGCCCAAGGCCCGCGAGCAGGCCGUCACUCCAGAGUUCCGCAUGUCGGUGCUGCUGGCGCGCGAGGAGGCCAAGGCGGAGGAGAAGGCGGCGCACUCGCCGCUGCUGUGCGCGCACAACGGGCUCGCCGACAAGCGCACCAAGUCGUCCCUGAGCCUCGACUACCCGCGUGAACCGGCGUCACAGUCGGCGUCCAACUCGGACGACGAGGGCUCGGUGCGCGCGCCCGCCGCGCCCGGGCCGGAGCCCGACGCCGCGCCCGACAGCGACGCCGAGCGCCUGUCGCCGCUGCUCACGCGGCCGCUCACCAACGGGCCGUGCGCGGGCUGCGGGGGCUGCGCGGGGUGCGCGGCGGGCGGCGCGCUGCGGCUGGCGGCGCCGGCGCUGGCGCACAUCGACGACACCGACACCGACGAGCCCGACCACCACCACUCGGACGGCAGUCAAUCCCGCGACGAGGCGGGGUCACCAGCGGUCGGCGAGGACUCGGACUAUUUCACGCCCGAAGACACCACCACCACCAUUCUGACGGUGCCCAGCGCCAAGUCCAAGAUCGAGCCAGCCAACAACGUGCCCGGGGAAUGCACCCCGCAGCGCUGGGCGUUGCCGCAUCACGUCACAUCUCUUCCAGGCACCCCCCUGAGCCAGUCGAGCGUGCGGUCGUCGGGCGACUCGUACAGCUCGACGUCGUCCACGCGGCAGCUGCUGGCGCCCGUCGGGGCCCCGCUGGCCGCCGACACGGCCUGCUAGCGCCGCGCCCCUCCCGCGCGCCCCUCCUCGGGUGCCCCCCCUACGGCCCGCCCGCCGCUAGUGCGAAACAACGUCGCCUACCGCAUUCCACCGUAUUAGUGUAGCGUAUAAACAGGGGGCCUAGUGUGAGUUUUAAUGACAUUAAGAGUAGGCGCACACCGUUGAUUUUUGGUUGGCCGAUAGUUGUG